Messenger RNA from Pelobates cultripes (western spadefoot toad), 8664 nucleotides. NCBI's taxonomy places the organism in Eukaryota, Metazoa, Chordata, Amphibia, Anura, Pelobatidae. The record is from the annotation of a GenBank genome assembly.
AUUUAAAUUAAAAAUUUAACUGUCCUAGUAUCCUUAUAAUAUUGUAACCCCUCUCCAGUUCCUAAUAAUAUUUUGACUUGCUCUUUACUGAGAGGGUAGUGGAUGCAUGGAAUAGCCUUCCAGCUGCAGUGGUAGAGGUUAACACAGUAAAGGAGUUUAAGCAUGCGUGAGAUAGGCAUAAGGCUAUCCUAACUAUAAGAUAAGACUAGGGACUAAUGAAAGUAUUUAGAAAAUUGGGCAGACUAGAUGGGCCGAAUGGUUCUUAUCUGCCAUCACAUUCUAUGUUUCUAUGUUAUAAAUUUAAGUCCAAGUGGGUCGCUGCAUUUUUAAAAUGUAGAGACACACUAUAUUUUUCAUAGCUAUCCCUUAUGUUCCUAACAUGCUCUCCUAUUUUAUGUAGGAUACGUUUUUGUUCUGCCCAUGUAAUAUAAUUCACGUGGAUACACAAUCAUAUAAAAACAUUGCUGCAGUGGCAAGAUGCAACUUGUUUAUUUAUAGAAAUAUCAUCGGUGUAUAUGUGUCAAGACCCCAUCUUUCUUUGCCUACUCAUUUUAGCCCAUGUUUUUGUUGCUACAUUUUCCUCUCUCCUCAUUUACCCCCCUCUGCCACCACCAACGUUCAAUCAGCAUUUAGAAGUGGUCCUCUGUGUGUCCUCAAAAAUCGUCUGUUCUAGUCUACGGAGGGCCUCGAUUUAACAUUUUCCGAUACGCUUUUCAAAUAAUGUAAUAUUUUGGAUAAACAUUUACAGCUAUUUCAUAUUUUUAAAAAUGUUUUAAUAUUUUAAUAUUCUGAUAUUGUUUAUAAAUUGAUAUCCAGAAAUAUUAUACUGAGGCCAUAAUACGAUCCAUAUUUAUUUUUAGCUGCAAAGAACGUUGAUGUCAAAGCUGAGGCGAUGAAGGAGAUGGUUGAGAGAAUUAAAAAUGGUGUUGUUCUAAGGCCAGCUCGGAAAGAAGGACAGGUUUGUAUGAAUCUCUGUUUAUUUAUGGAAAUGGUUCCUCAAAAACCGAAAUUAGUUCAAAAAUAAUGCCUUUAUUAUUCCAGUGUGGUGGCUUUGGUUAGGAUAUUAAUUUUAAUUUAUUUUCUGGUGCUCAUUUUUUUAGUUGGUAAACAGCUGUUGCAAGCUGUCAUUCUUAGGUGUAAUGGUAAUGGAUUGACACCAGGUUUACAACAUUGUUGCAACAUUUUUGUAGUCUAUCACUAAUAACAGCUGCCGCUACAAAUUCCAGCCCCUUGUAUAUUAGCUUCUUGCUAGUGAAGCACUGAAACACACACUUCGCUCUGUGUGGCUAUUAGCAACAGGCAAGUAGAGGCUUUCCGAUAAAACUUAGCAACUGGGUUGAAACAAGACUUUGUGUUUCAAUAGGGCAUAUACAGAUUAAUUAUCAUUUAUUUCUGAACACUAGGCUGGAGGACGGUGGUUUAAGGUUAAUGGCAGCUGGUAAUGACUAGUGACAGUGUUGUAAAUCAGUCAGAAACCUGUUCCUAAGUAGAGGGCAGCAGCUCUCAUAGAGUAUAAUGGAAACCACGAGCCGCCACUUAGCGCCGGCAACUCCCUGUUGAUAUUUGGCAGUUACUAUUAUUAUUAUUAUUAAUAUUGGAAUUUAUAUAGCGCUAGCACAUUCCAUAGCGCUUUACAAUAUUAUGAGAGGGGGGAUUUAACUAUAAUUGAUACAAUUACAAAAACAUACAGGAACAAUAGGUUGAAGAGGACCCUGCUCACGCGUGCUUACAGUCUAUAGGAGGUGGGGUAUAAAACACAUGAGGACAGGAAAUAGCAAUCAAAUAAGGUGGAGUGAAGCAGAGCUGGAGGAGAGAGUAGAGUGCUGCCCUUUAGGAGAGAGCAAGAGACAGGUAUGUGAGGUAGAGGUUACACUGGGAGGCCAUAAGCUUUCCGAAAGAGAUGGGUUUUAAGGCACUUCUUGAACGUUUAAAGACUAGGGGAGAGUCAGACAGGAGAAGGUCACGGGCAAAUCAGAGAGAAGGGGCAUUCCUAUGGAUCUGUGAAGAGAUAUAAGAGGGGCUAGAAUUGUUCAGUGCUUUAUAGGUGGGAAUUAGUACUUGAAUUGACUCCUAUAGGAUACAGGAAGCUAAGCAGCCACUCCUCGUCAAACGUAUCGUCACACAUUUUAGAAAGCAGUAGUCGGCUUGCAAUAAGCAGCGACAAGAUUGUAAACGAGCCCCUAGUCGGUAAACCCCACAUUAGCUGAAUUCAAUUUCUAUAGCCAUUUACUGUGCAAUGAGCUAGGCAAUGCUUCCAUACAUGAUGGUCUGUUUUCAUUCCAGAAGCACACACAAGCUAUCAACAAACGGAAGAGUGUGAUCAAUGAAUUUAAAGGAAUUUUUACGGUAAGUAGCAAGUGAUUAUUGUUCAAUUUGUUUAUUUGAUCUACAACUUACUUUUAUCUAGAUAUUUCUCUCUUAAAAUAAAUACAGUCAAAUUUACAAACAUCCGGAACUGUUAUUUUUAGAAGCUAUAUAUGAUUGAACCCGGUUCUUGUGUAUUUGCCCAGCGAUGCGGUGGGUGAGGGAUAUUUAUGGAAGAGGAGGAGCUCACAUAACUACAUCGUCACAACAGACGAAACCUGAGAGGAAAGGUUUAGUUCGGGUAGCCGUUGCCAGGUGGAUAAUGAUUUUUUUUUUUCUGUUUUUUUCGGCUGUAUAAAUCCCACCAAGUGCAAUGGGUCCCAUUUAUUACCGAACACAUUUUCUUUUACUUAAAACGCAAGCUUGUUCCAGAAUUUGUUGGUUCAAGGUUUACCCCAUUUUAUAAAACUGUAGCUCUAAAAAUCCAAAAAGAAGAAAAAACAAGUUUUCAUUUUUUAUUCCCACUCAGAUUCCUCUUUUAAAGGAAAGUUUAGGCAGAACUAACACCAAAUAUUAACUAAAUGGCCAAAUCAAUACAACUGACAAGUUUAAAGGUAUUCUAGAACUGAAUUAACUCCGAGCACCAUAACCACUACCACACUACACAAAGGCUGCUGACACAGAACAUGUAACGUUUUGUAAUCAUCAAAAGUUUUAAAGACAUUUUACAGUUUUGUCUCACAAAUGUUUUUGAUGUAUAAUAAGGAAAUCAAAACUUUCACCUAUGGCAUGCCACAAGUAGGGGUUGGGCCUUAGGUGAUGAGAAUCUUUUAUUUUUUUUCUUUAUUUCACAAAGUUUGGACAAAAACAGAUGCUCUGACCCCAUAGAGUCCUUGCACUCACUAUAACUCCUAGAACGUGUUAUAAUAAUCUAAUACACUGUACAUGUACAGUAAGAUGUAAUAAUACCAUACAAUGUAAUAAUGUAAAAUACUAGAUGGACAGAAUAUUGUGUUAGCAAUUGCCACGUUCAUUUUUACUAUAUCUAGAACUGUAAUAAAAUGAAAUAAAUGAGUAUGUGUUUCCAUGAUGUUUACUAACUCAUUUCCAAUUACACAUAAACAGUCUUUAAUUUCUCAUAUCCAACAAUUAAUGGAGUCUUUACUUUCUGGUCUCCAAUGACUAAUGGAAGCUAUAUAUUUUACGCACAUACUGCCUUACUGGUCUUGUAGGAUACAAUGAGGAAACCCAACCAAAGGAAAAGCUUUCGAAGGGCCAGCAAAAAGGUUGCUGAGAACGAGCUUGAUGGCAUCCUCCGGCGCCGGCGUAAGAAGGUGGAUUGUGCAGAGACAGAUGGGUCUGCAGAAACUACAGCCAAGCAAGAGAAGAAAGUAGAAGAACGUGCACCUGGAAACAUGCACUUAUGUAAGUUUUGUUUGAGUGUAAUAUCUGAAAAAGUGCAUCGUAGGACAAAACAUUCAGAAAAAGUUCAAUACUCCCAUCACAUCAAAAGAGGAUGAACACCUAUUAACCUUUAAAUAAUGCCAAAUAAUUUGAUAAUUCACUCGUCAGUGGUGACUUGUGGUCAGUUGGUGAAGUUUAAAGAACCUCACUACCCACUUAGCCCCAUGAGGUCCUAUGCCCUAUGAUAUCUCUUAUCUUUAUGGUGUGUCUGUAAGGAAGCAGUCCAUCUUAACUCUUUUCCAUGAAUUAUACAGCCAUCAUAAAUAAAGCACCUGGACCCUUCCAACAUUAAUUCCACCACUGAAACCCAUAAUACAUUCAGAGUUCCAAGGAACAUGCUAUAAGGUCAGAAUACCCUGUAUGGCUCUGUGAAAUCAAUUACAUUUGUUUUUAUAGUUUGGUGUGAGGUUGUAAUUUGUUAAAUGAGCAGCGGCCACUGUCAGAGGCAUUCAGCUAGAAGUGAGGAUGCUAGGGAGGCAGUAAUUCCAGCAGUGAUUGAUUCAGUAGAAGUCUAUUAGUCCCAGCAAGGCUAUGACAGACCAAUAUAUGCUUAGCAUUGUGCAGAUGCCAUAGAUGUUCUACAUCUCCCUUAAACCAUUUCCAGUCAAACACACAGCAUGUAAAUUACAAAGGUCCAUGGGAGCUUAAUGUGCAAAGAGCCAUUGCAAUCUAUGAUCUGUAGAUAAGAUUUCUUCCCAGGUAUCGUUACCACCUGAGGACCAUUGAAAUUAUAACAUCUGUUUAUUAGCUGCCAGUCACAUCUGAGAGCAUGUGGUCAAUAUGACGAAUCCUCUUCACAGGAAAACACAGACUACAUGACUAAAUAGUUAUUUAUAAUUAUUAGCACAAACUGCUAAACAUCUGAAUAUAUAUUUUGUUUCUCUGCAGCUGAUUUAAAGUCAACAUUGAAUCCAGGAUCUACGCAGAAAAAUCCAAUUGUGGUAAAAUUGAGGCAGAAAUCAUCCAGCCUCCAGAAAAGUAGGAGAACUCUAUUGGACUAUGAGUAAGAACUAACUGGUCCGAAAAGUGUAAGGAGUUCUGCUGUAUGUUCUUUCCCUCCUGUGCUGAUUAUUCAGGUGUCUACAAAUAAAUAUUUUCCUUUUCUCGUGGUUGACGCUGGUUUUCGACGUUUCUGUGUAUCAGUCUCUAGCUGAACUCUAUUGGAGACGGACCACAUGGAGCAGUAAAAGCAGGACAUUACAAGAGUGUUGAUUUUUCAAAACACAAUGUAUCAUUUACUUGGUCUUAAGGAAGAGAUCUGGGUCUUCUAAUUUCUAUAGCCACUAUUGCCCAGCUAGAGGACUGUAUGUGUUAAGGUGUGUGCUCCAGUAGGAUUGUUUGUGGCCCACCAAACACGCAGAACACAGCCAUGAUUUAUAUAGUGUUACGUUAUUGGUCUUGAAGGAUCUAUUUAGCCAAGAUGAACUGAGCAAAUUGAAUAAUUGGACAAUGCUGCUCUGCUUUCCAGAACCAGGAAAGGUUCUGUUUUCUUUGUAUCUCGGGAGCUACAUUCAUGAAUAUGGAAAAUUCAUAUUGGAAAACCUUAAAUAAAUGUAGACAAGAACACAAAUGUUUUCAUUGACUAUGUGCCACUUACUUACAUUAUAUAAAAUGUACAUAUUGUGACUGGAGACGACACCUAUAACUCCUAUCUGGUUAAUGGGGCACCAAUGUAUUUUGUGACACCAAACAUAUUGCGGGUGUAUUCAAAUUUACUGCAGUGGUUUAUAAAAAACAUCCAUUAUAACUUGCGUUUGAUGACACGUCACCCAUGUCUAUAAAGGAAGGAAAGAGAAUUCACUUUUGGAGAUACUUAAUUGCCAGUUGAAUGUACUAAUAUUGUCUGUUUUAUCAUGGUUUAGGGAGAAUGUAUUCAUCCUUUAAUCUGAUGGCCGUAUUUCCAGCUCUAGAUGUAUACACUGAGUAGAUGUGAUAGUUGUCCUUGCCAAGGUUGGCCCUAGAGGCAAUGCGCCAACACUUCAAAGUAUUCAGAUUACAAUUGCAGAAACUAUUGAGUUUACAACACCGUCGCAGUGGUAAGGCAAGUGAACACGCAGUACUUAAACCAGCACCAAACGGAGGGUAGGAUAGAAGGUGUAUUAUCGGACAUUAAAGUGACUGACUUUAAAACAAGAACAGACAAGAGAAUAGGUGAUAUGCUAGCCAAGGUCAAGGACAUGAGAGGUAUGUGUGAACAUUAGACAGAGUUAAGUCAGUCGAUGCAGAGAGCAGAAAGGUCAGGACAGGACAGGUCAAAAUACCAAAGGUUACCACAGAGCAAGAAACAUGCUAUUGGGUACAGAGACCACAACAGAACAUUGGCUACUGACCACAAUGGAAUUUUAUAGGUUAACUUACAUCAUUAUUAAGAUGCAUUGACACUGGAUUGUAAAUUGACAAGGAGAUGGACCUUCCAGCAUCAGAACUGAAGUCAGAAUAGUGUGAGACUGAGCAUAAGACCCUAAAAUGAUUAUCUGCGAAUGAUGCAGGAGUGGCCAGGUACCAUGACAAACACCAAUCCUCCAUUAUACAAUGAAUGCAGCCUACGCGGAGCUUCUAUGCCUGCUCAAUGGUAUAACAUGUGUGACUGGACACGUCAUGAGGAAGUCAGGUGCACGUGAUGUACAAUUACAGCACACUUUGGCCUCAAUUUAAUAAACUUUCCAAAUGAUUCACUAUCAUUAAAAAAAAACAUUACGAAUGAUUUCUCUACAGAACUCACCAUUUAAGUUUGAGGAAGAGGUUCUAAUGGUCAAUGUUCAUGUUUACCUGUGGAAGAUAAUACAACACAGCCGUCUCAGGGAAACAAGCGGAGUAAAGAAAAACUCUGGGAAAAGGGACAUCCUCCUUUCCUCUUUGAAAUGCCACCACGAAUGCGAUACAAUUUACGGUCCAUGCCCACAAUAACCACCUGCAGACAAUACCUCGUUUCCAUCCAGGUACUCUCUCACACUAAAACCCUGAUAAUAGAAAACACUCAGACACAGAGCUCUCCAUAAUGUUAGAGUCAAGACCACAACUAGAUCCGAUUCAUCACAGAUGCCCAGCCCAACGAUUUCCAUGACAGACUGUCCCUAAGUUGCAGCAAAACCACAUAUUUGGUCAUAUCUCCUCUACAGUCCUGAUGACCAAAACCCUGCUUUGUUUCCGCACAGUUAGAAGUUUCAUUAAAUGUAAUAAGCUUUUGAAAAAUUAGAAGUGACAAUUUGAUUAAGUAUUUAACCAAAACGUUUAUCUGUCACAAGAAAUGUUCUUUUUGAAAGUUAAAGCAUUAAUUAUUGUAUUAGAAUGUAUGAAAUCGGUGCAACACGUUUUAAAUACACGCACACUGACUGCUGAGUACACAGACUGCUGAGUACACACACACAAACACACAGAGAGACUGCUGAACACACACACAGACUGCUGAAUAUACACAGACUGCUGAAUACACACACACACACACACACACAGACUGCUGAAUACACAGAGACUACUGAAUACACACACACAUACUGGUGAAUACACACAGACUGCUGAAUACACACACAUAUACUGGUGAAUACACACAUACAGACUGCAGUGAGGGUUACAGUGUAUGUGUGUGUGUGAGGGGUGCUGUGUGUGUUUGUGUGUGAUGUGUACGAGGAGUGCUAUGUGGGCGACCGGUGCUGUGUGGGCCCCACUGCCCUCAGCAAUUUUUUUUCCCACUUAGGGCCAACCGGUGGGCUUGUAUCAGCAGGUCCUUGCUUUUUGCCAGUAUGGGAGGAAGUGACAGCCGCAAGUCACUCCCUCCCAUAAAGAGAGGAGCUGCUCGGGAGGGGGCAGGAGGAGUCGUACAAAAUGAAGGAGGCUGUGGCAGUAAGGAUUAAGGCUCCUCACUCCCAUCAGUCUCAGGCACCACAUUGGACCCCAGGAAAGCCACCCUCCAGCAAAAGGUAGGAAACUGGGGGGUGGGUUUAAAAUGGUACAUUUUACAUGUGUCUUAGUAUGUCUCUGUGUAUGUGCCUGUGUAUCUGUAUGUGAACCUAAAUGUUGUUAGUGUGUGUAUCUGUGUGUUUAUUUGUAUGUAGUCAUUCUGUGUAUCUGUGUAUCUGAGCACCAACAUUAAAGGACCGCCAUAGGCACCCAGACCACUUCAGCUCAAUGAAGUGGUCUGGGUGCCAGGUCCUUCUAGGGUUAACUAGGGUUAACCCUGCAGCUGUAAACAUAGCAGUUUCAGAGAAACUGCUAUGUUUACUUUAGGGUUAAUCCAGCCUCUGGUGGCUGUCUCAUUGACAGCCGCUAGAGGCGCUUCCGCGCUUCUCACUGUGAUUUUCACAGUGAAAAGACGCCAGCGUCCAUAGGAAAGCAUUGAGAAAUGCUUUCCUAUGGACUGACUGAAUGCGCGCGCGGCUCUUGCUGCGCAUGCGCAUUCAGCGGAUGAAGUCGGAAGAGGAAGGAGAGUCCCCAGCGCCGAGGGAGCCCAGCGCUGGAGAAAGGUAAGUGUUUAACCCCUUCCUCCCCCUUCAGCCCAGCGGGAGUGGGACCCUGAGGGUGGGGGGGAACCUAAAGACCCUAUAGUGCCAGGAAAACAAAUUUGUUUUCCUGCCACUAUAGUGAUCCUUUAAAUACAAAUACACCCCUCCAUUCAAACUUCAACAUUACAUACAAACACACUCCUGCAUUGAAACGUCAAAACUACAUAAAAACACACCUCUGUGUUAAACAAUAAAAUUAUAUAUAAACAAAUCCCUACAUUAACCCCUUAAGGACUGGACUGUUUUUGCGAUGUUGUACAUUUGCGACCAGGCAUAUUUUUACACUUUUGUGGUGUUUGUGUUUGGCUGGAAUUUUCCGCUUUCUCAUUUACUGUUCCCAUACAAAUUAUAUAUUGUUUUUUUCAGGACAAAAGGGGCUUUCUUUACAUACCAUUAU